Molecule: messenger RNA, 2541 nt
Organism: Callorhinus ursinus (northern fur seal)
Lineage: Eukaryota; Metazoa; Chordata; Mammalia; Carnivora; Otariidae
Source: RefSeq, a predicted model, not a curated record
AUGUCCAAGAAGGGCACGGGCGGCCGAGGCAAGGGGGACAAAGCGGAGCUCCUCGCUGCUCUGCAGGCCGCCAACGAGGAGCUGCGGGCCAAGCUCACCGACAUCCAGAUCGAGCUGCAGCAGGAGAAGAGCAAGGUCAGCCGGGUGGAGAGGGAGAAGAACCAGGAGCUGAGGCAGGUGCGGGAGCACGAGCAGCACAAGAACGCCGUGCUGCUCACCGAGCUCAAGACGAAGCUGCACGAGGAGAAGAUGAAGGAGCUGCAGGCUGUGCGUGAAGCACUACUGCGGCAGCAUGAGGCCGAGCUGCUGAGGGUCAUCAAGAUCAAGGACAACGAGAACCAGCGGCUGCAGGCCCUGCUGCACGCCCUGCGGGACGGCGCCCCCGACAAGGCCAAGAUCGUGCUGUUGUCCGAGGCGAAGGAGGAGGCCAAGAAGGGGUUCGAGGCGGAGAAGAUAAAAAUGCAGCAGGAGAUCUCGGAGCUCAAGGGGGCCAAGAGGCAGGUGGAGGAGGCGCUGACCAUCGCGGUCCAGGCCGACAAGAUCAAGGCCGCGGAAAUCAGGAGCGUGUAUCACCUCCACCAGGAGGAGAUCUCCCGCAUCAAGAAGGAGUGCGAGCGGGAGAUCCGCAGGCUGAUGGAGGAGAUAAAAUUUAAAGACAGAGCAGUCUUCGUGCUGGAGAGAGAGUUAGGGGUUCAAGCCGGGCAUGCUCAGAGACUGCAGCUUCAAAAAGAGGCUCUAGAUGAGCAGCUGUCCCAGGUCAAAGAGGCUGAUCGGCACCUGGGCAGCCCCAGACGGGAACUUCCUUAUGCAGUCGGUGCAGGAGACGCCUCAGACCACUCGGGAAGCCCUGAACAGCAGUUGGAUGAAAAGGAUGCUCGGCGCUUCCAACUUAAAAUUGCAGAGCUGAGUGCGAUCAUUCGGAAGCUGGAGGACCGAAAUGCCUUGUUGUCGGAAGAAAGGAACGAGCUGUUAAAGCGCUUAAGGGAAGCUGAGAGUCAGUACAAGCCAUUGCUGGAUAAAAACAAACGCCUCACUCGGAAAAAUGAAGAUCUGUCCCAUACUUUACGUCGGAUGGAAAACAAGUUAAAAUUUGUCACGCAGGAGAACAUAGAAAUGAGACAGAGGGCCGGGAUCAUCAGGAGACCCAGCUCCUUAAACGACCUGGAUCAAAGUCAAGACGAAAGAGAAGUUGACUUCUUGAAACUUCAAAUUGUGGAGCAGCAGAACCUCAUAGACGAGCUUUCUAAGACCCUUGAAACCGCCGGCUACGUGAAGAGCGUGCUAGAGCGAGAUAAGCUUUUAAGAUUUCGGAAGCAAAGAAAGAAAAUGGCCAAACUCCCCAAGCCGGUUGUGGUGGAGACCUUCUUUGGAUAUGAUGAAGAGGCUUCCCUGGAAUCCGAUGGCUCCUCCAUCUCUUAUCAGACAGACAGGACGGACCAGACCCCGUGUACCCCCGACGAUGACCUGGAGGAGGGCGUGGCCAAGGAGGAGACGGAGCUGAGGUUCCGGCAGCUGACCAUGGAGUACCAGGCUCUGCAGCGAGCCUACGCCUUGCUGCAGGAGCAGGUCGGAGGGACGCUGGAUGCAGAGCGAGAAGUUAAGACCCGUGAGCAGCUCCAAGCAGAGGUGCAGAGGGCCCAGACGCGGAUAGAGGACCUGGAGCAGACCCUGGCCGAGCAGGGGCAGGACAUGAAGUGGAUUGAAGAGAAGCAAGCGCUAUAUCGAAGGAACCAAGAGCUUGUGGAGAAGAUUAAACAAAUGGAAAUAGAAGAGGGUCGGUUAAAACACGAGGUCCAGGAUGCGAGGGACCAAAACGAGCUGCUGGAGUUCCGGAUCCUGGAACUCGAGGAGAGGGAGAGGAAGUCUCCGGCCAUCAACUUCCACCACACCCCCUUCGCAGACGGGAAGAGCCCCCUCCAGGCCUACUGCGAAGCUGAAGGCGUGACGGACAUCCUGGUCACGGAGCUGAUGAAGCAGCUGGACAUCCUGGGGGAUAACGCCGUAAGUAAUCUGACCAAUGAGGAGCAGGUGGUCGUCAUACAAGCUAGGACAGUCCUGACCUUGGCUGAAAAGUGGCUCCAGCAGAUUGAAGAAACAGAGUCGGCCCUGCAUCGGAGGAUGGUUGACCUAGAAAGUGAGAAGGAGCUGUUCAGUAAGCAGAAGGGCUACCUGGAUGAGGAGCUGGAUUACAGGAAGCAGUCCUUGGACCAGGCUCACAAGCACAUCCUGGAGCUGGAGGCCAUGCUGUACGACGCCCUGCAGCAGGAGGCCGGGGCCAAAGUGGCCGAGAUCCUGUCGGAGGAGGAGCGUGAGAAGCUCAAGGUGGCCGUGGAGCAGUGGAAGCGCCAGGUCAUGAGCGAGCUGCGGGAACGGGAUGCCCAGAUCCUACGGGAGCGCAUGGAGCUGCUGCAGCUGGCACAGCAGAGAAUUAAAGAGUUAGAAGAAAGAAUAGAAGGUCAGAAGAGGCAAAUAAAGGAACUGGAGGAAAAGUUUCUAUUUUUGUUCUUAUUUUUCUCCUUAGCGUUCAUUCUGUGGUCAUAG